AUGUCUACAAAAGAAAACACAGAUGCUACAAUAACGAUGAAGGAUAACAAAGAAAAAAAGUCUAAAACCGCUGAUUCUGUUUCUAUAAAAAGGAGGAAAAGUCAGAGAACUCGCUCAAAAUCACUUAAAAAAUAUAGCAAUGAUGCAACAAACCCUGUUUGCUUUGAUGUUGAACAAAUUGAUGAUGGACAAACAUUAGCAGAAAAUAUAGCAAUGAAAAAGAAGGAAGAUAGGAAAACACAUCUUAAAAGAAAACAAACAACAGUUGUGAUAGAGAAGGAUGCUGCAAAACCUGUUGUGAAAGAGGAUGCUGCGAAAGAAAAACCUGCUGUGAAAGAGAAGGAAGCUGCCAAAGAAACUGCUGUUGGGAAAGAGGACGCUGCGAAAGAAAAACCGGUUGUUAAAGAGAAGGAAACUGCCAAAGAAUCUGCUUUUGUGAAAAAGGAUGCUGCGAAAGAAAAACCUGCUGUGAAACAGAAGGAAGCUGCCAAAGAAACUGCUGUUGGGAAAGAGGACGCUGCGAAAGAAAAACCGGUUGUUAAAGAGAAGGAAACUGCCAAAGAAUCUGCUGUUGUGAAAAAGGAUGCUGCAAAAGAAACUGCUGUUGUGAAAAAGAAGAAUGUUGCAAGAGAAAAAACAGUUGUGAAGAAGAAGGACGCUGGAAAAGAAAAGCCUGUUGAGAAACAAGACGCUGCAAAAGAUAAAAAAGUUUGUGAAGAUGACACUCGUAAAAGAAAGCAAUUAGACUCACAAGACGAUUUUGAGUCUCCAGUUAAACAGUUGAGAACUUCAAAAUCUACACCGGUAAAAACUGCUAUGGAACAUAAAUAUAGUAGGAAAAAAAAGAGGAACAAUAAAGAUGAGCAAGUUUGUGAAAAGGGGAGUGGAAAAAGAACAGAAGUGGAUUCUCAAGACGAUUUUCAAUCCCCUAUUAAGACCAGAAAAAGAACACCUCAGAAAGAAUUGCCACAAAGGAAAUUUGUAGAAUUCACUAGAAAUACCCUACACAUGAAAUGCAAGUCAUCUGGUCUAUUGGAUGCUAUAAGUUCACUUUCGGAUGAACAAAAAAAAGCUGUGAAAGAAAUGGGGUUUGAAGCUUUACUUUCACUGAAGAUAAAUUUUGUACCAACAAUGUUAGGAUAUUGGUUGGUAAUGAACUACGAUGAAGACAGGCAAGAGAUCAAUACUGGAAAUCAUCGAAUAAAAAUAACAUCAAAGUUAGUAGAAGAAUGUCUCGGAAUACCAAGGGGUAAGAUUACAGUGCUUGAGAAGAACAAACCUAGAAAAGGUGUUGGUGAGAGAGUUGAUGAAUUUAAGAAUCAAUUUGAUACCACGAAAAUCAGUGUGAUAAAAGUGAUUGAUCUGAUAAAAGAAUCUUCACAAGCAGGAAAGUUAUUCAACACAAACUUUCUUGUUGUGGUGAAUACUUUGUUAGGAGAAACAACACAGUCAACAACAGUCAACCAAAGGUUUAUAAUUGGUAUUGAAAACGAUUCAGAAAUACCAAAUAUGAACUGGUGUGGCUACAUGCUCGAAUGUUUAAGAAGAUCAAAGAAAAAGUGGAAAGGAGGAAUUGAUCAAUUCACUGGCCCAAUAAUAUUACUUGCGGUAAUAUUCGCACAUUCAUACUUCAAGAGGCACAAAAAAACAAGUUUUAAAGUUGAAACACCAGCAGUGAAGUAUAUCACAACGGAGCUACUCAACAACUUGCAAAAACAUUUCUACAAUAAUGGCCCAUUGACAGACGAUGAAGAAACCGAUGACGAUGUAGAAAUGAAUGAAAAUCCGAAAAGUGUUGAAUCUGAUACGGCAGAUAAAAGCAAAAAGAAUGUUCAAGUUUCAAAUGUUGAAGAACCUAUUGGUGAUAAUACAAAUGAAGAAGGUCGCAAUGAACCAAAUGAUGAUUUCACAACAUCAUUGCCUUCUACAAGACUGUCCGAUUCAACUUUUGACAUCAAUAAAUUUGAGAUUGGAACGUCGACGCAAAAGCUUUUCAAUUAUUGUGCUACACCAUUACAAGUAUCUGGAUUAUCAUCCUACUUAGGCCCUGAUUAUAGAUCAAAUGAAAAGCAAUGGUUGAUUACUCUUGAAAACCAUAUGGAAAAAUUUGAGGAGUUAAAAGAAGUAAUUAAUCAAAUGGUGAAGGAGGGAAAAUCAAAGUUUCCAUGGAAUCAAAAUGUACAAGACAUGUGUAAGGAAUGGGAAGCCAAAUAUCCGUUGAGUCAAAGUACAAAUGAUGAUACUAACAUCAUCAAUUUGGAUGAACCAUCAAUGGAAAAAGUUGAUGAAGAAGGUGUCUUCAACAAAGAAGCAGAGGUUGAACAAACAAUGAAAUCACGUCAUGAAGAAAGAAGUCUAAAUGAUGGUGGGCUAGAAGGUGUCUUCAACAAAGAAGCAGAGGUUGAACAAACAAUGAAAUCACGUCAUGAAGAAAGAAGUCUAAAUGAUGGUGGGCUAGAAGGUGUCUUCAACAAAGAAGCAGAGGUUGAACAAACAAUGAAAUCACGUCAUGAAGAAAGAAGUUUAAAUGAUGAUAAGAAUAAAGAUGGUGGGCUAGAAGGUGAUAAUGCUUCAAAAAUAGUUGAUGGUAAUGAAGGUGAUGAUGGUGAGAAUGAAGUUGCUGAAAACGAUCAACCAGAACAAGGGACAACGGAAACAUUACUAAAUGAAAUGGUGAUUAGAUUGCAAGAAACAGAAGAACAACAUUUAAAGGAUCAGUUGAAAGUAAAUCCUAUUGAAGGUGAAAACGAAAACAAAAUACAGUCAAUUCUCGACACAUUUCCAUUUCUUCAAGUACCCAUCACCCAAGAAUCAACUGAAAGCCACACUACCCCUGAACAAACAAAAGAAAAGAGAAUAAUUAAGCCAACUUCUGCAUAUAAAUCACCUUACGUUAACCGGAAAGUUGAACUUGGAACAAAGCUGAGUGAUGAUGAACAAUUGAUAGUAGAUUACAUAUUUUCUCCAGUAGAUGAAUUGUAA
Helianthus annuus (common sunflower) is the source of this 2982-nucleotide messenger RNA. RefSeq lists its product as uncharacterized. The transcript has 11 exons. The record is from RefSeq and is a predicted model, not a curated record. Bases 1 to 2982 code for a protein of 993 amino acids. NCBI's taxonomy places the organism in Eukaryota, Viridiplantae, Streptophyta, Magnoliopsida, Asterales, Asteraceae.